GGUUUUCGAACCGAAACCAAAACCGUGAAAAAGCCUCACGGUUCGGUUCCGGUUCCACAUUUCCUAAAACCGGAACCGGUUCAUGAACCGUGGGCAACACUAAUCCCACCCAUUGUUUUACCCCCCAUUUAUCCUCCCAUUUUUCUAUUGUAUCGAGUAGUAGUACUUUGUUUAGUUAGUGGAGUAACUUUUCGCUAAUUGGUUAAUACAAAUAAAGAGCUUUUUUAAAAAAUAAAAAAUAAAAAAUAGAUAUUAUAGUAAGAAUAGUUUUAUUAUUGAGUUAUAUGUUGAUUUUUUAAAACAGAAAUAGUAACAGUUGGCUGUGAAAAUGGGAUGGAAAGAGUAAAAUUUUGACUUUUUUGAGCCAUAAUUAUAGCAAAAAAUAAAAAAUCUGAAAGUAAAUAUAGAAAGACACGAUUUUAGCUGUCGAUAUAAAACGCGAAACGUAUAUAUCCUCUCAUUUCACUGCGCUACCAAAAAAGGGAAAAUUUGAAGAAAUGGCUAUAGCUUUCUCUGCAUUGCUGAAGCGAACGUCAGUGAUUAACUCAGCGAUCGGCGGUUUCCAAGCAUCAAGGGCAUUCGCGUCAGUUGCAGUGGGCUCGGACUUGAUAUCGGCCGCAUCGGAUAUUUCCCUCCAGAAAGCUCGCUCUUGGGACGAAGGCGUUUCGUCCAAAUUCGCCACCACUCCACUCAGACACAUUUUCAAGGGCAAGAAAGUUGUUAUCUUUGGGCUUCCGGGAGCAUACACUGGAGUGUGCUCGGCACAACAUGUCCCUAGCUACAACAGAAAUAUCGACAGCUUCAAGAGGAAAGGAAUUGAUUCGGUUAUAUGUGUAGCUGUCAACGAUCCCUAUACAAUCAACGCCUGGGCUGAAAAACUUCGAGCUAAAGAAGCUAUUGAAUUUUAUGGAGAUAUCGAUGGUAGCUUCCACAAGAAGCUUGACUUGAUGAUAGAUCUAUCCGCUGCAUUACUUGGACCUCGAUCCCACAGGUGGUCGGCUUAUGUGGAUGACGGCAAGAUUAAAGUUCUAAACAUCGAGAAAGCUCCUUCCGAGUUUGACGUUUCUAGUGGCGACGUCAUCCUCCAACAGAUCUAAGGCAGUUGUUAAUUGUUAGACUUCAGAUUUUGCCACAUUUUAUAUGGGCAUUGUUUACUCAUUCUGAAUAAGGAUGUCAAAUUUCUAAAA
Molecule: messenger RNA, 1187 nt
Organism: Salvia splendens (bonfire salvia)
Lineage: Eukaryota; Viridiplantae; Streptophyta; Magnoliopsida; Lamiales; Lamiaceae
Product: peroxiredoxin-2F, mitochondrial
Exons: 5
Coding region: 498-1097 (199 amino acids)
Biological process (GO): hydrogen peroxide catabolic process; cell redox homeostasis; cellular response to oxidative stress
Cellular component (GO): mitochondrion; cytoplasm
Molecular function (GO): thioredoxin peroxidase activity
Source: RefSeq, a predicted model, not a curated record